Messenger RNA from Plenodomus lingam JN3, 216 nucleotides. NCBI's taxonomy places the organism in Eukaryota, Fungi, Ascomycota, Dothideomycetes, Pleosporales, Leptosphaeriaceae. The record is from RefSeq and is a predicted model, not a curated record.
AUGCCUGGUGCCAUCUGGAACCUGGCCUUGGAGAUUGCGGCUGUUGGUGUCAUGUCGUGCAAGGAAGUUUCUACGUGUCGUUGGUGUAAAUGCACAGUUGCUGAUAUCGCCGUUGAGCUGGUAUUCAUCGUGCAUACCUUGUCUCCUCAUGUUGCCGCGUGGAGAAAGAGGGAGAACCUACUGGCAGCUGGGAAUGGCCGGCUUUGUUGUUUCUGA